UGUGGACUCAUGGACGGCGUCUCCACAGGCAGAGUGGGACGCUGGCCCCAGGGUCCGGGUGGCCAGGUGUGCGUCCCGUACAAGCUCUCCACUGCCUUCUACGACUAUGACAUGGAAGCGAUCAUGCGGGCGACACAAGAGUUUGAGAAGAAAACCUGCGUCCGGUUCAAACCCCGCGCAGGCGAAACGGACUUCAUUCACAUCCAGAACUUGGGCGACGGGCAUCUCAGCAAGAGCUGGUCACUGCUGGGGAAGCAGGGGGGGGAGCAGCCGCUGUCCCUGGAGCCCGGCAAGGUGACCAAGGGCACGGUUCUGCACGAGUUGAUGCACGCGCUCGGCUUCCAGCACGAGCACUGCCGGAGCGACCGUGACAAGCACGUCUGGGUGGUGCCAGAGAACAUCAAGGAAGAAUGGAGAGAUCAGAUUGUGGACAUCAAAUCAAACGAACAGGAUUUGGCAGCACCCUACGACUGCAGCUCCAUCAUGCACUACAGCAUGUUGGCAGCCUCUGUGGAUGAGCGCAACCCAACGAUCAUCCCCAGGAACGUUCUGUCCAUGCUGCACAUGGGACAGAGCAACUCGCUGAGUCCCUGCGACGUGGUCAAGGUGCAGAAGCUGUACGGCUACGAGGCGGAGGUGCACGCCGCUCCUGCAGCGGUGGUCAGGAGGAGCAGAACCUCGGCUGAUGAGGAGGCGCCGCUGGACAGCCGCGUCGGCGUUUGGAAGGCGAAGACAAAAGAAGAAGUGGACGAGGAAACCAAGAAGAGAGGUAAUGGCUGCCGUGACGCUCACACCACGCGGUGCCGGCUGCCUUGGUGGCUACGCUCCCCUUCAGGGAGAUCCCCGUUGUGAUGAAAGCUCGCGCCUCCUCGCUCUCAGCAAAGCACUCGACGCUGUUCCAGCACCACAUUUCAGUGUAUUUUGUGUUUGAGGUAAAAUGCAGAGUAAAUACCCCCUGUAGCUGCCGUUAAGCUU
Molecule: messenger RNA, 975 nt
Organism: Lethenteron reissneri (Far Eastern brook lamprey)
Lineage: Eukaryota; Metazoa; Chordata; Hyperoartia; Petromyzontiformes; Petromyzontidae
Product: astacin-like metalloprotease toxin 5
Biological process (GO): proteolysis
Molecular function (GO): zinc ion binding; metalloendopeptidase activity
Source: RefSeq, a predicted model, not a curated record